UUACAUUUACUCUCUCUCUCUCUCUCUCUAGUUUCUCACUUAUUGUUAUUACACACUCUCUCUCAUAAAGUAGGUUACGAGUAGAUGAUUCACUGAACCGGAAAAACAAACCCCAUUUCCUUUUCUUUUCCUUUCUCUUUCGUGUUUUCCCUGAAUCCAAACACCCCAAAGACAGGAAAUCUCAGCCCCAUUUCUUUGAUUGAUCUUUCUCUGGACCUGAUGGACUCACGGGAAGCGACGGCUCCGCCACCGCCGGCCCCACAGAACAUGAUGGUGGGCCAUAACUCGUACGCCAACGCCAUGUCCAACAAUCACAAUCACGGCCACAGCCACAACCACAACCACACCAACAACAACAGCGCCGCGUCGUCGAUGAUGGGCUCGAACUCGAUCGGCUCGGCUCAGAUGCUAGGGGGCGGCGGCGGCGCCAGAUUUCCGUUCAACUCGGUGACACCGCCGCCGCCAUCGGCCUCCAAACCCUUGGACUCUCUGAGCGCCAAUCCGUACGAUGGAUCUUCGUCGCCGGGGCUGAGGCCCUGCGUCGGCGGCGGAGGGUUCAGCAUCGACUCCGGCUCCAAGAAGAAGAGGGGACGGCCGAGGAAGUACUCGCCGGACGGCAACAUUGCGCUGGGACUGUCGCCGACGCCGAUUCCUUCGUCGACCGCGGUCGGCGGUGGUCACGGUGACUCGAGCGGCACCACGCCGUCCUCCGAGGCCUCCGGGAAGAAGCACAGGGGCAGGCCGCCGGGCUCCUCGAAAAGGCAAUUGGACGCAUUAGGUGCUGGUGGAGUUGGGUUUACUCCCCAUGUGAUUAUGGUGAAAGCCGGCGAGGAUAUAGCAUCAAAGGUUAUGGCAUUUUCACAGCAAGGACCACGUACAGUUUGCAUUCUCUCUGCCAAUGGUGCCAUCUGCAAUGUUUCUCUCCGUCAGCCAGCACUGUCUGGUGGUACUGUCACAUAUGAGGGGCGAUACGAAAUCAUUUCUUUGUCAGGUUCCUUCUUCAUCUCUGAUAAUAGUGGUAGCCGCAGCAGGAUAGGUGGAUUAAGUGUGUCACUUGCUGGGCCUGACGGGCGAGUUUUGGGUGGUGGAGUUGCAGGAAUCCUAAUGGCAGCAUCGCCCGUGCAGGUCAUAGUUGGAAGCUUUAUCGUGGAUGGAAACAAAUCGAACACCAACAGUGCUGUAAAGUCUGCACCAGCUGCACCUCAACCCCAAAUGUUAAACUUCGGUGGACCUAUGGCAGGAGGUGACUCUCCCUCACACGGAGACUCCAGCGAGUCGUCUGAGGAGAAUGGCAAUGGCCAUCUUAACAGAGGCCCUGGAUUCUAUAAUGCUAGUCAACCGAUCCAUAAUAUGCAGAUGUAUCAUCACUUGUGGGGUAAUCAGACACACCAGUGAAGAAGCAUUGCAGUUAACAAUACGGCGCAUUGGGGUAUUGACUUUGACGAUUAUUAGAUCUAUUUAUCCGAUGAGGUCAAUUCCAAAUGCUAACAUGCACUGUAAAAACCGCUUUUAGGAGGGUUGAUCCUUUAGUUCUUCUAGAUGAGUUUUUAGUUCUUUUUUUUUUUUUUUGAAUAGUUAACGAUUUUUUUUUUCCCCUUAUUAUUUUGCCCCUCAUCUCCAAAUGAUUUAAACAUGGCUAUUGUUGAUAGCGGAGGAUAUGCCAUCCACUUUAUAGGUUGUCACGAGCUCAAUUUACAUUUUAAGUUGUUUUGCUUC
Messenger RNA from Morus notabilis, 1716 nucleotides. RefSeq names its product AT-hook motif nuclear-localized protein 8. Bases 220 to 1395 code for a protein of 391 amino acids. The record is from RefSeq and is a predicted model, not a curated record. The transcript is spliced from 5 exons. NCBI's taxonomy places the organism in Eukaryota, Viridiplantae, Streptophyta, Magnoliopsida, Rosales, Moraceae. Gene Ontology annotation, molecular function: minor groove of adenine-thymine-rich DNA binding.